Molecule: messenger RNA, 1310 nt
Organism: Dendrobium catenatum
Lineage: Eukaryota; Viridiplantae; Streptophyta; Magnoliopsida; Asparagales; Orchidaceae
Product: 3-oxo-Delta(4,5)-steroid 5-beta-reductase
Exons: 1
Coding region: 93-1286 (397 amino acids)
Source: RefSeq, a predicted model, not a curated record
GGCUAACACAACGAAUGCAACCGCGCACGACAUCAGCCAUCAGAAAUAAUAAAUUCUCAUCUCCGAUCUAGAUCUCUGCAUCGCCGACGACAAUGAGCUGGUGGUGGUCCGGUGCGAUUGGCGCCGUCAAGAAGAAGCUCGACGACGACUUUAACGCUGCGGCCGGUAAAUAUCCUAGCGUCGGCCUCGUGAUCGGUGCCACUGGCAUCGUCGGCAUGAGCCUCGUCGAGAUUCUACCCCUUCCCGACACCCCUGGUGGCCCCUGGAAGGUCUACGCCGUCUCCCGCCGCCCCCGCUCCUCCUUGCUUCCUCCCCCCUCCGAUGGCUUUGCCGUGGAGACCGUCCUAUGCGACAUCUCUGACCCCGCCGAUGCCCUAACUAAACUCUCUCCCCUCACGGACGUCACCCACCUCUUCUACGUCGCCUGGGCCAAUCGUGAAUCCGAGACCGAGAACAUCGCCGCAAACACCGCCAUGCUCCGCAACGUCCUGGAUGUCGUUGUUCCCUCUGCCCCCAAUCUCCAACAUGUUUGCCUUCAAACUGGUCGCAAGCACUACAUCGGCAGCUUCGAUUCUUUGGGCAAGGUCAAAGCGCACGAUCCCCCAUUUCACGAGGAUCUCCCUCGUCUCCCUGCUCCCAACUUCUACUACACGCAAGAGGACAUCCUAUUUGAUUCCCUUCGCAGCCGCGAUGGCGCUGUCACUUGGUCUGUUCAUCGUCCCACCGCUAUCUUUGGAUUUGCACCCACCAGUCUCAUGAACAUCGUUGGUACGCUUUGCGUCUACGCUACCAUAUGCAAGCGCGAGGGCGAGCCGCUGCGGUGGCCCGGGAGUCGUAUCGCUUGGGAAGGUUUCAGCGAUGCUUCCGACGCCGAUCUGAUCGCUGAGCAGCAUAUCUGGGCGGCUGUGGAUCCGUAUGCAAAAAAUGAAGCGUUUAACUGCAGCAAUGGGGACGUGUUCAAGUGGAAGCAUUUGUGGACGACUCUUGCAGAGCAGUUUGAGUUGGAGGCUGUGGGGUAUAUUGGAGAGGUGGAAAGGUUUAAGUUGGAGGCGGCGAUGAAGGGGAAGGAAGAACUCUGGGAAAAGAUUGUUCAAGAGAAUCAUCUUGUUCCGACAAAUCUGGAGGAAGUGGGUAACUGGUGGUUCGUUGACAUUAUGCUGAAUAACGAGGAACACUUGGAUACCAUGAACAAGAGCAAGGAGCAUGGGUUUUUGGGGUUUCGCAAUACACGCAAUUCCUUGAUUUCGUGGAUCGAUAAGAUGAAGGGUUACAAGAUUGUUCCGUGAGAUAGAUUACCUUCUUCGUGUUUG